Messenger RNA from Metarhizium brunneum ARSEF 3297, 1413 nucleotides. RefSeq lists its product as uncharacterized. The record is from RefSeq and is a predicted model, not a curated record. Gene Ontology annotation, molecular function: oxidoreductase activity. NCBI's taxonomy places the organism in Eukaryota, Fungi, Ascomycota, Sordariomycetes, Hypocreales, Clavicipitaceae.
AUGCCCGCCAAUGUUAUCCAAGACUCCUUCGUGGACCCGGACGACCUUCGAACAUGCUUCACCCUGGCCAUGUCGUCCAUGUACAAAUCCGAAGUCCCCCUUUACGGGGAUCUCGUCCGCAUCGUCUCCGACGUCAACCAGGAGACGCUACAGUCACGCCUCGAUCCAAAAAUACUCUCAAUGCGCUACGGCGACGCCCUCGGCCCCUCGCCCAGGAUCGACAUUGAGCGCCACGGCGCAAUUCGUCUCGGCACCGCCCGCGAGCUACACACCGUCAGACGCAUCUUGGCCAUCAUCGGCCUGCACCCCGUCGGCUACUACGACCUCACGGCCGCCGGACUCCCCAUGCACGCCACCUGUUUCCGACCAAAAACAAGAGAAUCCCUGGCCAAAAACCCCUUCAGACUAUUCGUCUCGGUCCUCCGACCAGAGCUCAUCGAGGACGCCGCCGCCUCGGACCUCGCCCUAGACCUCCUCUCCAGUCGAAACAUCUUCACCCCAGAACUCACGUCCCUCCUCGACAGGGCCGAUUCGCAAAACGGCCGCCUCACACCCGCCCAGGGCACGCGCUUCGUCGCCGCCGCCAUGGAGUCAUUCAGGUGGCACGGCACCGCGGCCGCCUCCCCCCACGACUACGCGGCGCUCAGGGCGGCGCACCCCGUCCUCGCCGACGUGGCAUGCUUUCCCUCCGCCCACGUGAACCACCUGACGCCCCGGACGCUGGACAUUGCCUCCACCCAGGAGGCCAUGAGGCGGGCGGGCCUGGAGGUCAAGGCCCGGAUCGAGGGCCCCCCGGCGCGGAGAUGCCCCAUCCUGCUGCGCCAGACGAGCUUCCUGGCCGUCGAGGAGCCGGUCCGCUUCGCCGCCGACAACGGGGAUGCGCGGGCCUCGCACAGAGCCAGGUUCGGCGAGGUCGAGGAGCGCGGCGCGGCCGUCACCCCCCGCGGGCGAAGGCUGUACGACGCGCUGCUGGACGAGGCCAUGGCCACGGCGGGCGCGCGAGCGUCCCCGGAGGCGCUGGACGACGCGGCGGCGAGGGUGUUUGCCAGGUACCCCGAUACGUGGGAGGACCUGAGGGCGCAGGACCUGGUGUACUUUGCGUACCGCGUCAGGGGCAGGCCGGCGGCGGUGGAACGCGCGGCGUACACGGUCGACGAGCUUGUGCGGCUGGGCGUCGUGGAAGCGAGCCCGAUUACGUACGAGGACUUUUUGCCCCUGUCCGCCGCGGGCAUCUUCCAGUCGAAUCUGGGUGCCGGGCCGGCGCGGGCGUUGGAUGCCGAGAUGGAUGUCGAGGGCCUGCAGGCCGUGCUUGGUGUUGGGCUGGGCGACGCGGAUGAUUUGUAUCGCCGCCUUCGGGACGCCAGUGUCGACGAGUGCGCUGCGCAGCUUGGCGUAGAGAUUUCCCUGGGGUAG